This is a messenger RNA of Blastomyces gilchristii SLH14081, 831 nucleotides long. RefSeq lists its product as uncharacterized. The transcript has 2 exons. The record is from RefSeq and is a predicted model, not a curated record. The coding region runs from base 49 to 831 and encodes 260 amino acids. NCBI's taxonomy places the organism in Eukaryota, Fungi, Ascomycota, Eurotiomycetes, Onygenales, Ajellomycetaceae.
CAGGAAUAGGAUCUUCAUGUGCUGUUCUAACCGUAUCAGCAGGCCACCAUGCCUCCGACCGUGGCUGAACACUACGAAGGAGAGCAGAAGAAGGAACGCGAGCGAAUUGUCAAGAAUACUGCGCAGAACUAUGAUACAGCAAAGAAAGAGUCAGAAAGUUCUGGAGCUCGGCUCGGCUGUGGUGCAGGGUGGGUGACCGCGCAGGCCGCCUCUCAAGUCGGGCCCGAAGGCUGUGUUGUUGCUAUUGAUGCAAGUGGAGGAUGUCUUCGUCAAGCAUCCAUCACCGCCACCCUCCGGGGAUUGCAGAACAUCCAGUUCCUAAAAGGAGAUAUGCAUGACCUCAAGCAAUUUCCUCGCCUUCAGAGUUUGGAAUUCAAGACAUUUGAUCGGAUCCUUCUACUGUGGGUGAUGCAGGUGGUUGCGCCAGCCAAACUGAAGCAGUUUCUCCACCAUCUAGCGCAGUAUCUCUCUCCUGGGGCCAUGAUCAUCUUUAGCGUGGACCACGAGCAUCGCGAACUCGCCUGUCUUGACGCGCUUCCCUUUGAUGGAACAGAUCCUGAUGAGUUGCACCUGCUAAUUGGCGAUGGAAGAAGCUUCAAGGAGGCACGCAAGUUUGCAAAGAGCAUGGUGAAAGAGGCUGGUUUGGAGGUAGUGGCAAUGGACGAUUGCUAUCGGGACGGCCGUUAUAAGGAUUGUGCUGCGGAGAUCCGUGCAGAAGCCAAUAUAGCAUGGCAGAAGGACGGGGGUACCGGCAAAGAGUGCUCACGACUCUACCUUGAAUUCUUCAAGCGCAGGGAGGUGACAAAUAUCAUGGAAACCCGGAGGAAAUAG